Dunckerocampus dactyliophorus (ringed pipefish) is the source of this 888-nucleotide messenger RNA. RefSeq names its product growth arrest and DNA damage-inducible protein GADD45 alpha-like. NCBI's taxonomy places the organism in Eukaryota, Metazoa, Chordata, Actinopteri, Syngnathiformes, Syngnathidae. Gene Ontology annotation, cellular component: nucleus; cytoplasm. The record is from RefSeq and is a predicted model, not a curated record. The coding region runs from base 95 to 565 and encodes 156 amino acids. Gene Ontology annotation, biological process: regulation of cell cycle. The transcript has 4 exons.
AUGCAAAUGAGGGCGGAGCUGAGGCUUUGAAGAGGCUCAAACUUUGCGUAGCCAACACAAGUAUCAGAACCAACAGAACUCUGCGGACACAAACAUGACGCUUGAAGAGAAUAGUGGAGAAAACACUUCUGAAAGGAUGGAGUCCGUGGCUCAAGCCUUGGAGGAGGUUCUGAGUGCAGCCUUACCUCAGGGUUGCAUCACUGUGGGUGUCUAUGAGGCUGCCAAGUCUCUCAAUGCAGAUUCAGACAACGUGGUUUUGUGUGUACUGGCCUCUGACGACAGCGACAAACACGACGUGGCGCUGCAGAUCCACUUCACGCUCAUCCGCGCCUUCUGCUGUGACAACCACAUCGACAUUGUGCACGUUGCCAACAUGCGGCGUCUGGCUGAGCUUGUGGGUGGGGCCAAGGCCGGAGGGGAACCGCUGGACCUGCACUGUGUUCUGGUCACGAACCCGCAGAUGUCAUCUUGGAAGAGCUCCGCUCUGGGGAUGCUACAGAGGUUCUGCAGGGACAGUCGCCGUUGGGACCAGUGGGUUCCACUGGUCCACCUGCCAGAACGAUGAAGUGAAAGUAUGCAGUCGUACGUGUUGAUCUCAGUGUGGACAUCUUUGGAGGGAAAGCGGAAUGCUGGACCGGGUCAGGAAGCAAUGACUCAGCAGUCUAGAGCUCGGAUUCCCAGACAGGAACAACAUGAGCAAUUCCGAGACUUCGAUGAAGGUUGUACACAGUGAUGAAGAGGUUCCGGUGGUUUUGGGAGCUCACUGGACUUUGUCAAGUGUCAACAAGUUCUGGUUCUAUCAGAGCAGCCCCCCUCCCUUCUCAUGCUCCAAAUGUCUGUUUCUGUGCAUGGCUGUGAAGCAGCAGCAAAUAAUAAAUGCCAAUAAUA